AUGGAAGGCUGCACCCAGUCGAGUGGAGUCGAUGACAAGAUGGUCGUGGAAACGAUCACACUUUCAAAUGGAGCCAACAUGCCCUUACUGGGUCUUGGAACGUGGCAGGCAAAAGACGAGCAAGAGUUGAUGGUCUCCUUGAGGACAGCACUCGACAAUGGAUAUCGUCUAAUUGACACUGCAUUUUUGUACCAGAACGAAGCCAUUAUCGGCAAUGUACUGAAGGAAUACUUGUCAACAGGAAAGAUUAAAAGAGAAGAGCUUUUCAUCACUACGAAGUUACCGUUCACUGCUCACGCCGCAGAAGAUGUGGAGAAAUGCGUAAAACUGCAAUUGGAAGCUCUUCAGCUUGACUACAUCGAUCUCUAUCUUAUUCACUGUCCCUGCCCUUUCGAGCGGAAGAAUGACACUUUCCUACCAAACGUUGUCAAUGGCGCUUUUGUGCCAACAGUAAUCGAACAUAUUGAGACAUGGCGUGCCAUGGAAAAGCUACACGAUGCCGGCAAGCUGAAGGCGUUGGGUCUAUCAAACUUCAGCGCUGAAGACAAGUGGAACUUCUCGUAUUGUACAGGCUCGCGUACAGCCGCAAAGUCUUCAGUAGAAUGUCAUAUCUACCUGCCGCAAGUGGAACUUCAGCAAGUUUGUAAAAAGCUCAACAUAUCGCUCACUGCUUACGCUCCUUUGGGAUCACCUGGCAGGAAGGCCGCUCGACCUGAUGGAGUUUGGCCUGAAGGAGAUCCAAUGACAGAGCCGAUCGUUGAGAAAAUUGCUGCGAAACAUGGUAAAACUCGAGCACAGGUCCUUCUACGACACCUCACCCAGCGUGGGAUCUCAGCCAUUCCAAAGAGCAUCAAUCCCGACAGAGUGAUUGAGAACAUAUCUAUUUUCAAUUUCAAGCUCACUGAUGAAGGAGAUGGAUCAGCUCAACAAUGUUAA
This is a messenger RNA of Ostertagia ostertagi, 936 nucleotides long. Lineage: Eukaryota; Metazoa; Nematoda; Chromadorea; Rhabditida; Trichostrongylidae. The record is from the annotation of a GenBank genome assembly.